AUGCGUGCGACUUUCUUUGUUCUCAGACGCGACGCAAAUGCAAUGAUUGACUCACAAAUAGGAAGGAAACGAGCGACGGUGGAUAUAACGACUUUCAUUAUCUAUCUAUCUAUCUAUCUAUCUAUCUAUCUAUCUAUCUAUCUAUCCCAAUAUGUUUAUUACCUAUGUAUCUAUCUAUUUAAUUUGGUUGUUCUAUCUGUUUAUAUCUAUCUAUCUAUCUAUCUAUCUAUCUGUGUUUUGUCAGUUUGGUCAUAUCUAUCUAUUUCAGUCUGUUCAUAUCUAUCAAUCUAUCUAUCUAUCUAUGAUAGUCUUUCUGUUCAUUAUCUAUCUAUCUAUCUAUCUAUCUAUCUAGCCUUUCUGUUCAUUAUCUAUCUAUCUAUCUAUCUAUCUAUCUAUCUAUCUAUCUAUCUAUCUAUCUAUCUAGCCUUUCUGUUCAUUAUCUAUCUAUCUAUCUAUCUUUUUAUCUAUCUAUUAAUACCACCGGGAUCAUUUUUAUCCUUUGAGAAAUUUAUGAAUCAUAUCCAGCAAUUAUGCGCACGGAACUCGUUGAUGGCGCUAACAUACAUGAUUCAUCUUUAUCUAUCUAUCUAUCUAUCUAUCUAUCUAGCCUUUCUGUUCAUUAUCUAUCUAUCUAUCUAUCUAUCUAUCUAUCUAUUUAUUAAUACCACCGGGAUAAUUUUUAUCUUUUGA
Molecule: messenger RNA, 690 nt
Organism: Acanthosepion pharaonis
Lineage: Eukaryota; Metazoa; Mollusca; Cephalopoda; Sepiida; Sepiidae
Source: the annotation of a GenBank genome assembly